Messenger RNA from Mixia osmundae IAM 14324, 1836 nucleotides. RefSeq lists its product as uncharacterized. The record is from RefSeq and is a predicted model, not a curated record. The coding region runs from base 1 to 1836 and encodes 611 amino acids. Lineage: Eukaryota; Fungi; Basidiomycota; Mixiomycetes; Mixiales; Mixiaceae. The transcript has 3 exons.
AUGCCUGGCCUGAUCCUGAUCUGCCGUCGCGGCUCCACGUCACUCAAACUUCCUUGCAGAAGUCGUCCUUACAGCUUCCAGGAGCCGGGCACCAGUGCCAUGUCGCAGUUUGACAGCCCGCCGGAAGCGAGCACGAGCUCUGGUCAGCCCAAAGGUCAGUAUGCGCAGGCUCCCGUGGUCACAGAAGACAGUCUGCGCUGGAGGCCAAAAUACGUCUUUCGGCCGCCCCCGUUGGGCCCUGGCUUAGGUCCCGGCGUUCGUCAGCUGCGAGUGCCAGCCAAGCCGAAGAACAUAGUCCAUACUAUCACAGGUUGGGAUCCAUACGCUUUCAAACUCCCCAGCUAUCGGCCAGGACGGAAAAUGAUCACUUUUAUCGUCGUGACGACUUCACUCUACGCUGGCGUACGAUACGAUCGCAAGGAAGCCAAGCGUAUGGCUGCAGAAUAUCUCGAGCAAGUCAAGGAGAUGGGCCGGCAGCCUAUUGCAGGCAUGGAAGAAGUGCCACGGUGUAUCAAUGUGCUCACAACGACCCUGCCUGAGGAUACCGAACGCGACAGAAGCGCAAUCUACUUCAAGAAAUAUAUCAAACCUAUGCUGCAUGCCGCGGGAGUAGAUUAUGAGAUUCACACAGGCAAGAUGCCCGGCAAUCUUGCGCGCAAGCUCAUAGAUGAGAUACGGACGCGCCGACUCGAGGAAGAAGCGAAACGACCGAUCGAACAGCCUGUACCCGGCACAGCAGAUUAUGUUCGUACUGUCCGACGAUUGCAAGAGAUCCAAGGCGGCACGCUCAUCAUCGGCCAUAACACGCUCAAAGAGUAUCUUUAUGCCUUGCGCAAGGGCUGGCUGUCUGAGCUGGAUCUCGUGCAAGCUGCACGCGACAAUGACGAACCAGAUGCUGCACUUUCCGCUAGACUGGCCAAGCUCCACGUAUUCGAUGAUCCUGCCGACCAAUUGAAUUCAGAUGGUCCCAAUGUGGGCAACAUUGACGACGAGCCUGCGCCGCCUGUCUUGACUCGGCUACAGCCGCAGUCAGCCGCACCAGAAGCAGGGUCAGUGUCGAGAUGGUCAAGCUGGCUCAAACCAGCAGUGCAACCACCGCCCUUGCCGGCCUUCGAGCUCAAUCCUCCCUUUGAGGUCGACGCGCCCGAGCCAACUCCUCGCAUCUUGCCCGCACCAGCCCAGCUACCUACUCAGCCGCCGAUAGCUAUCGUAGCAUACGAUCAUCCACUGGGUAGUAUGCGUUGGUGGCCUCUCAAAUCCUGGCGAUUGCUAUUCGGCGAGCGCGAACGCGUGCGACGAGGGGCAGAGACCGCUCUUGCCAUCUUGAACUGCCAUACACGCCCACUCCGAGGACCAAGCGAUCAGAGAUACAUUCUUGCAAGGACCGGUAGUGAGCUAGGCGCCGUAGGAGAGCUAGAAGCGCCACAAGACAAUUUCUUGACUGAAGAGGGCAAGAUGAAGGAUUAUGACUAUACCCCUCUUGAAUCUGGCACGGAUCUCGACAUCGGCUCUGAUGCUGAGCUACACUACAUCAGGGCAUUCCGCAAAUGGCCAGAGACGAUUGCCAGCUCUCGCAAGGAGUGGUACACCCAGCUGCCAAAGAAGUUGGCACUCGCACGAGAGCUUGCCCGAGGCGAUCGAGAGCCCACAAAGGAAGAAGUCAAGUAUCCUCCUAUCACCGAGACAGAGUUACGACAGCAGCAGCUCGACAAGGAGCGUAGAUGGCAGAACGAAGAAGAGGGCUGGAAGGUGACACGAGCGGGAAGCAAAGUUGCAUGGGACGAACGCAUGGAAGAAGCACUGUACUUGUUCGUCAAGAGCAGCGAGGAAGAAUGA